AUGGUGAUUCAAACAGGACCAUAUCUUGUCCCUACAAUAAAGCUCAAGAGUGUUGCGAAUAGCCUAAAGGGUGAAAGUACUCAUACUUUCGAUUUGUUUUUCAUCAACUACGCCAUCUUUGGCACUAUUCUCCAUGCUACUAUGAUGCUUUCUUGCUUAGUGACUGCCAGACACAAGCUUGAGCUUGCUCUAGUUUGGUUUGGCAAAGAUAAAAUGCAACCUUUUGAAGUGAAGAAAGCUUGUUUGCUUGCUCAUUGUCAAGCUAUUACCUUCUAUCUCCUUAUGAAAUCUGAGGGGUUGUCCGUACAGGAUCAUCCUGUAAUUUCUCGCUUGAUAGAGACCAAGAAUAUGGUAGAGAAGAUUAAGCAAGUUACCAUGAAUCCAGCAAGGCAAAAAGGGAGCACUGAUGACCAUAGUAUGCAUAGCAGCACCAUCCAAACAGAUAAUAUUUUCACAUUGGACAAACAGGAGGGCAAAUUUAGCAAUGUACUAGCACUGGAUAAAGUGAUCCAGGAUGAACAUAUGGGCUUGCAUAGCCUGGAAAUGUUAAAGGUAAGAGCAAACCUUGAGGAAAGAUUAAAGAAAAAAGGGCUGACAAAGUCGAAGCCAGAGAAGUUGUCAAAAACCAGGACAACUAGUAAUAAAAGAGGCCUGCAGACAUUGGAUGACUUUGAUGAUGAAGUGCUGAAGAAUAAUCAAAUGAUGAAACCUAGCAAGCUUGUUGCAGCUGCUGCUAAAUCAAAUAAAAGCAUGUUUGUUUCUGGUGAUGAUGACCUUCCGAAGAGAGAUAAUAUUGGAGAAAGACGGAGGAAACACGAGCUUCGUGUUCUAUCAAGAGUAGGAGCUAACUCAGUGGAAGAUCAUGACUUGCCAGAUGGUGACGCUUCUGAAGAUGACGCUUCUGAAGAUGACCAGGAGUUGCCAGAAGGUGGUGAUGCUUCGGAAGAUGGCUUCUAUGAGGAUGUUAAAAGACAGAGGACUGAAAAACUAUCAAUCAAGAAUGCUCUGUACUCGAGAACUCCGGUCGUUGAACCUCCGGAGGAAGAAACUGAAGGCGAUGGCAAGAGGACGAUUUCGUAUCAGAUCUUGAAGAACAGGGGGUUGACACGUUCCAGGAACAAGAAAAAGAAGAAUCCACGAAAGAACUACAGGGAUAAGCAUAAAAACAAGCUUGUCAAGCGGAAAGGCCAAGUGCGUGAUAUCAAGAAGCCCUCUGGUCCAUAUGGAGGUGAAAUGUCUGGUAUCAACCCGAAUGUCAGCCGCAGUGUUCGGUUCAAGAGUUGA
Miscanthus lutarioriparius is the source of this 1284-nucleotide messenger RNA. The record is from the annotation of a GenBank genome assembly. Lineage: Eukaryota; Viridiplantae; Streptophyta; Magnoliopsida; Poales; Poaceae.